Molecule: messenger RNA, 1172 nt
Organism: Mucor mucedo
Lineage: Eukaryota; Fungi; Mucoromycota; Mucoromycetes; Mucorales; Mucoraceae
Exons: 4
Coding region: 233-1042 (269 amino acids)
Biological process (GO): regulation of transcription by RNA polymerase II
Molecular function (GO): DNA-binding transcription factor activity, RNA polymerase II-specific; RNA polymerase II cis-regulatory region sequence-specific DNA binding
Source: RefSeq, a predicted model, not a curated record
AAUAUAUAAACUGCUUAAAGUUUAUUAUAUGGAACCAAUUGAAUCCCAUUAAAUAAAUCUAUCUCCCGCUUGUCAUUUUUUUUUUUUUUUUUUUUUUUUUUUUAUUAUAUACUUUAUAUCUAUUUUUCAUAAUAACUUUUUUUUCUCCAUCAUCCUUCAUCAUCAUCAUCAUCAUCUUUUUUUUUUUACAAAAAACAAACACACUUCCCUUGUUUCUUACCCUAUAUAACUAAUGACCACAACUAUUGAAAAGCAGAAGCUGCGCACUUUCAGCCCUGUCAUCCUCUUUCAUGACCACCAAUAUGUAAAGGCAGGCUCAGGUGACCUACAACACGUUCAUAUCCCUUAUGGUGACCCGUCUUAUGGACGUCAUCUUGAUUUACACAAGAAACGAAUCCAUGAAAUGUUGCAGACCAAUGGUCGAUAUUGGCUUGAUAUCAUUACCUGGACAAGAGAUCAUCCAGAACCAUUAGAUCAUUCACCAGUCCCAUCACUUGUGUCGUCACCCAGUCCACCUCACUACCAUCCCUAUGGAGGCCAAGGGCCACAAGUACCGUAUGACGACAGUGGUCGAUUCCGAGGCAAACAUGGCGAAGUCAAGAAGGUAGUUACCAACAGCCAUGGUAACAGCAACAACAACAACAGCAAUAAUAACAACAGCAGCAGCAGCAGCAGUAAUAAACGCCGACGUGGGAAUCUGCCAAAAGCCGUGACAGCCAUCUUACGUGAUUGGCUCUCUCGACACAAGAAACACCCGUAUCCAACCGAAGAAGAGAAAGCGUCUUUAGCAGCUGAGACGAACCUGAACCUGAACCAAAUUAGUAAUUGGUUUAUUAAUGCAAGAAGACGUAUUUUACAACCUAUGCUUGAACAAGAAGAAGAAGAAAAAAAUGAGCUGGAUAUCAUCAUGCCUUAUGACAAUCGACACCAUCUCGAUGAUGUCUAUCAUGAUCGACGGCUGAGAAAGCGAUCAGCUACUGAAGUAUUGGCUCCUACAAAAUACCCACCUCAAAAGAGAAUGACACAUAACAGAAGAAGAUAACAACUUCCCUUAAAAAAAAAACAAAAAAAAAACUCCAUUUAUUUCUCUUUGUAUCAUUUAUUUAUCCCCCUAUUAUCUUUCUUUCUUUCUUUUUUUUUUGCUGUAUAAUUUACCCCCCCCCCUUUUUUUU